AUGCCAGACAACGACUUACAGCGCUACGACAGGGUGCAGCCGAAUUCGAGUCAUGUCGCCAAUCAAGGUAUUUCCAACCACAACUUAGUUUCGCAUCUCAGCGUUUCGUACCUGUUCGUCUCGGAGGUUGAGCCCGACUUCGGCAUCAGGACGAUGCGUGUGGAAACGAUCCUGAUCGGCGUGACGCUGGGGCUGAUCGUCUUCUGCACCAUCAUCGGCAACGUGUUCGUCUUCUUGGCCGUCAUCUCCAACAAGAAGCUGCGCACUGUGUCCAACUACUUCAUCGUCUCGCUCAGCCUCGCUGACCUCCUCGUGGGCACCGUGGUGAUGAUACCGGCCGCGCUGAAUGAGACUAUCGUGGAGUGGGUGCUUGGGGUCGAGUUCUGCUCCAUUUGGGCCUCGUUUGACGUCAUGCUGUGCAGCGCCUCCAUCCUGAACGUCUGUCUCAUCAGCCUAGACCGGUACAUGUCCAUCAUGACGCCGCUGCGUUACAACGCCGCUAUGACGCACCGGCGAGCGCUGGCGCUGCUCGCCGGAACCUGGUUCGUCGCCAUCUUGACUUCGUUCGUCCCGAUUCAGAACGGCUGGCACAACAUCGAGAUGCCGUCGUUGGAAAACCUGACGUUUUUCAGCAGACGUCCGCAGUGCAUCUUCGUCGUCAGUUUCCCGUACGCGGUGACGGCGUCCACCGUGACGAUUCUCUUACCGAUAAUAAUAGCAUUCGUCCUUUACUACAGAGUGUCGAAAGUGGCCAAAAGACAAGCCUGUUUCGUUGGAACACUUCUAGCCCCAAGCCACGUGUUGCUAGGGAAACCCAUGUCCUCGAAAAGCAUCAGGGAGCCGUUCACGCGCAAGGCCACUGUGACUCUGGGGAUUAUCGUAGGGGCCUACGUGGUGACAUGGGCCCCGUUUUUGGUGGUCAACACGGUGGAAUCCUACUGCCGGUGCCUGCCCCCUAGGGUCUUCAUAAGUUUCGUUUGGCUGGGAUACUGUAACAGCCUGAUAAACCCCAUCAUCUACCCUCUUUUCAUGAGGGAUUUCAGAAAGGUGUACGGUAAAAUACUUAAGGGAUUCUGUCCUCGGUUUAAAUUCCUAAAGAAAGCUUCCAAAGCGUCCAAGGUCAUUGUGAACGGUAAUGAAUCGGCCCCUGCCAAACUGGAAUUACAGAAGAUACAGGAAAGUAUAGUAGGACAGUGACUAGUCUCCAAUCGUGGUGAUAGUGGGAACAAAGUGGAAGGUAUAGUAGGACAGUGACUAGUCUCGAAUCGUGGAAAGUAUAGUAGGACAGUGACUAGUCUCCAAUCGUGGUGAUAGUGGGAACAAAGUGGAAGGUAUAGUAGGACAGUGACUAGUCUCGAAUCGUGGAAAGUAUAGUAGGACAGUGACUAGUCUCCAAUCGUGGUGAUAGUGGGAACAAAGUGGAAGGUAUAGUAGGACAGU
This is a messenger RNA of Gigantopelta aegis, 1440 nucleotides long. RefSeq names its product 5-hydroxytryptamine receptor 6-like. NCBI's taxonomy places the organism in Eukaryota, Metazoa, Mollusca, Gastropoda, Neomphalida, Peltospiridae. The transcript has a single exon. Gene Ontology annotation, biological process: adenylate cyclase-activating adrenergic receptor signaling pathway. Gene Ontology annotation, molecular function: G protein-coupled receptor activity. Bases 1 to 1197 code for a protein of 398 amino acids. The record is from RefSeq and is a predicted model, not a curated record. Gene Ontology annotation, cellular component: membrane.